GCGCUUGGAGGAGGAGGCGGGGACAGGACAACGCGCCAGGAGGAAGAGGAGGAGGAGGAGGAGGAGGAGGAGAAGGAGGAGGCGCAGGCGGAGGAGGGAAAAAAAGAGACCAUAGACUUCCACCUGGGUCUAGAGCGGCUCUUAAAGUAGUAGGGAGAGGAGGGAGGGCUGGGACCACCUUCAGUACAGGCCGCCGGCGGUAUCAUGGCGACCCGGAACCCCCCUCCCCAAGACUAUGAAAGUGAUGAUGACUCUUACGAAGUGUUGGAUUUAACUGAGUAUGCCAGAAGACACCACUGGUGGAAUCGAGUGUUUGGCCACAGUUCCGGACCUAUGGUAGAAAAAUACUCAGUGGCCACCCAGAUUGUAAUGGGUGGAGUGAGUGGCUGGUGUGCAGGAUUUUUGUUCCAGAAAGUUGGAAAACUUGCAGCAACUGCAGUAGGUGGUGGCUUUCUUCUUCUUCAGAUCGCCAGUCACAGUGGCUAUGUGCAGAUCGACUGGAAGAGAGUUGAAAAAGAUGUAAACAAAGCAAAAAGACAGAUUAAGAAACGAGCAAAUAAGGCAGCACCUGAAAUCAACAACAUAAUUGAAGAAGCAACAGAAUUUGUCAAACAGAACAUUGUCAUAUCCAGUGGAUUUGUGGGAGGCUUUUUGCUAGGCCUUGCAUCUUAAGGAUAUGAAUGAUCUAUCCCAGUGGAGUCACCUAUGAGAAGAGAAGUGGUGACAAGAUGCUGUCAACAUUGCAUACUAGCAGAUUCUCCAGGAUGACAAGAAACAAUUAGCUGGACGAUACCAAACUCACAGCUUAGCAUUUUGCCAUCUGAAAUUUGGCAGACUACUAUCUGCUAUAAAACAACCUAUAUGGUAUAUGUAUAAUAGUAUUCCUAAGCAAAACAUGGCUUUUAUUAUUUUUUAAAAAUUUGCAUUUGUUUAAAAUUUGCCUAUAAAACACCAUCAUUGGAAGUAGAAAGGGAGAGAGAAGCAAAAUCUGUUGGAUCUAUUCCCCAGUGAAAUAUUUUCCUCAUUUUAUUUUAAUAAGAUGUUCUCCAUUGUGCUUUUUAGUAUAGUGCCAAUAAUUAAAAAUUUGUACUAUAGCUUCAACAUUAGGGCUGACUUUUUUUGUCUAAAGCUAUGUUUGCAAUAAACUGAAGAACUGUGAUGCCCUUUUGUGGAAGGCUUUACAAAUAAUAGAGUUAUUAAAGAUAAUAAAUUUAAUACCGAUUUUUAGGUGGUUUUUUCCCUGCAACUCUUUCUUUGCUUAUGUAGUAAACAUUUUCAAGGAAUGCUCUUCUAAGGAAAUACUACACAUCUAAAGCUCUUUUUCUUUUUUUGAUGUCUGUACUUGUAAAAAUGUCUCCUUGUAUAUAAGCUAAAUUUUUUUUAUUCAUUUAUUUAGCCUGACAGCCCGGGUAGAAGUAAUUAUUUGGAGGGUACAUGUAGUUGGGUCACUGAUUCAUUUUAUUAACUCUGAGUGAAACGUUUUCUUUUUUAAAAAUCCGAAUUAUUUUUACCCUCUUUGUCACAAAGAGGUAAAAAUCACUUGAAAAUACGUAGUCGUAUAGUAUUGUCUGAGAAGCAGUGAUAUUCUAUAAAAUCAUGAGAUUGUAGCUUAAAGAGAUCCAUCUCUUUCCUCCACUCUGAGAUAUAAGGGCUAAGCCUUCAGGUUUUUAGGUAGCAUUAUGUUGGUUGACUUGCUUCUCAGAGCUGAUGUCACACUCCCUCAGAGGCUCCUUUGCCCGGAAAGCUUUCGGUAUUGUUUGUUUUGUUCAUAGAGUUGUGGAGCAGUAUUGGGGAAAAACAGCAGAACGACGCGUAUCAGUGUCUUCAGAUCGGAACUGCUUUGCAGAUAUCAGACCACCUCCUGUUGAUAGGAAGUCACCAUAGUAUAUUUUGUGUAUUGUAAACAUAAGGCAUUUCAUACUUUGAAGAUUCUUAUGGUCUGUGUGCUUUCACUAUCGUUAAGACUCCUUAAAAUUAAAUGUGAGAUUGGUCUUUGUUUUCUUCCUUUCCUCUCAUUAGCGUGUCAGAUAAAAUGCUAAAUAAAACUCCAACUUUCUCAAUA
Molecule: messenger RNA, 2062 nt
Organism: Sus scrofa (pig)
Lineage: Eukaryota; Metazoa; Chordata; Mammalia; Artiodactyla; Suidae
Gene: FUNDC1
Product: FUN14 domain containing 1
Biological process (GO): autophagy of mitochondrion
Cellular component (GO): mitochondrial outer membrane
Source: RefSeq, a predicted model, not a curated record